AUGACGGUCCUGCCCCCUCAGCGGCUUCGUGAGUGGUACUCUGGGCUCUGUCGGGGUACUGCUGGGGCUUCUGGAGGUGCUGCUGGUGCUGGUGCUGGAGGUGCUGCUGGGGCUUCUGGAGGUGCUGCUAGUGCUGGUGCUGCUGGAGGUGCUGCUGGUGCUGGAGGUGCUGCUGGAGCUUCUGGAGGUGCUGCUGGUGCUGCUGGUGCUGCUGGAGGUGCUGCUGGUGCUGGAGGUGCUGCUGGGGCUUCUGGAGGUGCUGCUGGUGCUGGUGCUACUGGAGGUGCUGCUGGAGCUUCUGGAGGUGCUGCUGGUGCUGGUGGUGCUGGAGGUGCUGCUGGAGGUGCUGCUGCUGCUGGAGCUGCUGGAGGUGCUGGAGGUGCUGCUGGGACUGGAGACCCUGGGGCUGAGGGUACCGGUCCUGUUUCUGCUGUUUCUGGAGGCGCUACGCGGCCACGGCCGUACUACGUUCCGCUCCUUCAGCAGGUUCUUAGCUCACCGCCUUCUCCUGGUCCUCCUCCUUUCCUGAGUCCGCCGCCUGUCCGGUCCCAGUCACAGUUGCAGCCGGCCUCUCCGCUGCCUGGUCCUUACUGUGGACCGACUGGAGGACUUACGGAGCGUCGUGAGCCUGAGUCUCGUCCUGUGUCGCCUGCGUCUCAUGCUGCGUCGCCUGUCCGUACUGUUCGCGCUGGUCGUGUUUCACGUCCGCGUCUCCCUCCUGUCCCAGGCACUCACUUUAUGACUCUGCGUCCUUCUACUGCUCCACAGCGUGUCCCUCUGCCGUCUCCUCCUGCGUCCUCUCUUCUUGCCAGUCCGGACCCGGAGUCUGACUCCCUUCGUGCUGCUAGUCCAGCUGUCACGCGCUUUCUGGCCACUGCUGUCACUGACCCUCUGUUUGAGUCCUCUGCUGCGUCUGCUCUUGUCACUGAGCUUGUUGACAUUGCUGCUGCCUGUCGCCUAGACUACGCUGCUAGUCUGGUUGCUGCGUCUGUGUCUGUCUGUCCUCCGUCCGUCGGGGGUGAGUUUGCUCUUAGCACGGACGUUCUUGAGGACAGACAGGAGGAGUUUGAGUGCUUUGCUGCUUCUGUACCUCAUCUCGUUGCUACCUAG
Molecule: messenger RNA, 1110 nt
Organism: Closterium sp. Naga37s-1
Lineage: Eukaryota; Viridiplantae; Streptophyta; Zygnematophyceae; Desmidiales; Closteriaceae
Source: the annotation of a GenBank genome assembly